AUGUCGCGCAAUGACAAAUCAUUUCUAGCGAAGAAAGUCAUCUCCGCCGAUGGCCCCUCACCAAAGGAAGAAGAACACAACGUCCCUCUUGUGGAGUGGUGUGCGGCCGGUAUUGAACCAGAGGAAGAGGCCAACAGACGCCGAUCGGUAUUGGAGCAUAUUAACAAUAUUGUCCGUGCGUGGAUUCGAUCUACAAUGAUCACAGAAUUCCGAAUGCCUGCAGAGGCCGCCGCACAGGUGGAGGGACGUAUUUUUGCAACCGGUUCCUAUCGCUAUAAUGUACAUGCCUCUGGUAGUGAUAUUGAUAUUGUUCUUAUUGCCCCUAAUCGAAUUACACGUGAACACUUUUUUAAUACACUUGCCCCUCGUUUACAACAUGAACCUCGUAUUACAGAACUUCACUGUAUUCAUGAUGCCCGUGUACCACUUAUUGCAAUGGUAGCAGAUGGAAUUGAUAUUGAUUUAUCAUUUGGAUCUAUUCGACAAGAUCGUGUACCAGAGGUUAUUACAGAUGAUCUUUUACAAGGAUUAGAUGAUCAAUCUGUUUUGAGUUGUAAUGCUGUACGUGUGGCUCAUAAUAUUAUGGAUCUCGUUCCCCGUAAGGCAUCUUUUCGACAAGCCUUACGUUUUAUUAAAGCCUGGGGUAAAUCUCGUGGAAUUUACAGUAAUACAUUUGGAUUUCCUAGUGGUAUUGGAUGGGCUAUUCUUGUAGCCUUUGUUUGUCAAUGUCAUCCUAAUCAAAAUGCAGCUGGGAUGGUGGUUCGUUUUUUCCGUAUUUAUCACACCUGGUUUUCUGCAAAUCCACAUGAAAUUGGAAAGGAGAAUCGAGCCAUUUACUUAACAGAAACUAUGCGUGUAAAAACAAACCUUGGAAGAUGUUGGGAUCCACGGGAAUCUAAAUCAGAUGCCAUGGCAUUAUUUCCUGUUCUCACUCCAGCUGUUCCCUACGGGAAUGCCUGUUAUAAUGUUACCUUAACUAAUUUAAGACAAUUAUGUGCAGAAUUUGCCAGAGGACAUGAAAUUUGUAGUGCUAAUAUGGGAAGUUCUGUAGAAGAAACAAAAGCAAAAUUUGGUCCAUAUGGUGUUUGGAGUAAACUUUUAGAACCUGUGAAAUUCUUUGGUGAAUAUAAGUAUUAUCUACAUGUACAGGUAUCUUGUACAGAUGCAGAACGCUAUCAAGGUUAUGUAGAUGCGGUGGAGUCAAAGAUUCGUUUCCUUUGGGCAGGAACAGCGGAAUCACGUGCACAGUCGUUGGAAAAUUGUCGACAUGUACGUUUACAACUUAACCCAAAACGGUAUGAAGCUCCUGAAGAAGUAGAGGCACGAACUCGUAUUUUACAAAAAUCAACUACUCGUGUGGCGCCUAUGAAUAAUAAUAAUAAUAGUAAUAGUAAUAAUAACAGUGGUGUUAGUGGUUCCUAUGAUACAACGAUAUCUCAACGUUUGAGUGGUGGUAGUAAUAGUGGUAGUAAUAAUAAUAAUAAUAAUAAUAUACCAAAGGUAUUUAGUUGUCACUAUUUCAUUGGCAUGUCUGUAGAUCCAAAAGCUCCAUCUGGAAAGAUUGAUCUCGCUCCUAGUAUUCGUGCUUUUCAUAAUAUUGUCCGACAAUUACGACAAUACCAGGAAGGUGUGACCCGAUUACCGGUGAUCACAGUAGAAGAUAUGUCUAAAAUACCCGCCUUUGUAAAAGAAGCCGCAGGAUAUAAAGAUGUAAUCAACUCAACAACAACAACAACAACAACAACAACAGCGGCUGCAGCUGCAGAUCAUACAGAAUCAUCCAGUACAACAUCUUGUGAAGGGAAUACAGAUGCAGGAACGGCGAUUACGGAAACUACUUUGGCAGGAGAGAAACGACCUCGUGAUGUAUCUUCUUUAAAGAAUGAUAAUAAUAAUGAUAAUAAUAAUGAUAAUGAUGAGAAUGGUUCUGUGAGGAAAAUGGCCGCUACGGAAACUGCUUCUGGUCAUGUGAGUAAUGGUGUGCGUACGGAAGUCGUAGGGAAAAAUAGCGGAACGGAGACGGCAGCGAACACAAACGAAGGAGAGGAGGAUCUUGACCUUGAACAGGCAUUGGGUCUUGGAUUUUGA
Molecule: messenger RNA, 2088 nt
Organism: Trypanosoma theileri
Lineage: Eukaryota; Euglenozoa; Kinetoplastea; Trypanosomatida; Trypanosomatidae
Product: putative poly(A) polymerase, putative,polynucleotide adenylyltransferase
Exons: 1
Coding region: 1-2088 (695 amino acids)
Cellular component (GO): nucleus
Molecular function (GO): poly(A) RNA polymerase activity; RNA binding
Source: RefSeq, a predicted model, not a curated record